Messenger RNA from Heterobasidion irregulare TC 32-1, 258 nucleotides. RefSeq lists its product as uncharacterized. Bases 1 to 258 code for a protein of 85 amino acids. The transcript has 2 exons. NCBI's taxonomy places the organism in Eukaryota, Fungi, Basidiomycota, Agaricomycetes, Russulales, Bondarzewiaceae. The record is from RefSeq and is a predicted model, not a curated record.
AUGGCGGCGACAACUACGACAUGCUUUCUUAGCGAUUCUUUUGAUGCUUGCUAUACUCAACAUUAUCUCCGAUAUCUAGGUCAAAAUAUCAUCUUUGGCAGUGCGCUCAAGUCUCAGACCAUGCAAAAAGUAGCAUACUCCGAUAUGCGGAGUCUCAUAGCUAACUUAUAUACGAUCACCUCAACCUGCGGUGCUCAUACGCAGUUGCAGAUAACGAUCCAUGCAAGCCCUGAUCCCAUAAAUUCUGUGCUAAGCUAG